AUGGGGCGGAGGGCGCGGUGCAGGCGGCUUCAGCAGCAGCAGCAGCAGCAGCGGCAGCCCGAGGGAACGGAGGACGGCGCCGAGGGCGCCGGAAAGCGCCAUGACGCGGGCUGGGAAGGCGGGUACCCCGAGAUCGUCAAGGAGAACAAGCUCUUCGAACACUACUACCAGGAGCUCAAGAUCGUACCCGAGGGCGAGUGGGACCAGUUCAUGGAAGCGCUCAGGGAGCCCCUCCCGGCCACCUUAAGAAUUACUGGUUACAAGAGCCAUGCAAAAGAGAUUCUACAUUGCUUAAAGAACAAGUAUUUCAAAGAAUUGGAGGACCUGGAGGUGGAUGGUCAGAAAGUUGAAGUUCCACAACCUCUGAGUUGGUAUCCUGAAGAACUUGCCUGGCACACAAAUUUGAGCCGAAAAAUUUUGAGAAAGUCUCCACAAUUAGAAAAGUUUCACCAGUUUCUGGUUAGCGAAACGGAAUCUGGAAAUAUCAGUCGUCAAGAAGCUGUUAGUAUGAUUCCUCCAUUGCUGCUUAAUGCUCAACCUCACCAUAAGAUCUUAGAUAUGUGUGCAGCACCUGGAUCAAAGACCACACAAUUAAUUGAAAUGCUGCAUGCUGACAUGAAUGUCCCCUUUCCAGAGGGAUUUGUCAUUGCAAAUGAUGUGGACAACAAGCGCUGCUAUCUGCUUGUUCAUCAGGCCAAAAGGUUGAGCAGUCCCUGCAUCAUGGUGGUCAACCACGAUGCGUCCAGCAUACCAAGACUCAUGAUAGAUGUGAAUGGAAAGAAAGAGGUUCUCUUCUACGAUCGAAUCCUGUGUGACGUCCCAUGCAGUGGAGAUGGCACCAUGAGAAAAAACAUUGAUGUCUGGAAAAAGUGGACCACCUUAAAUAGCUUGCAGCUGCAUGGCUUACAACUGCGGAUCGCUACACGGGGUGCUGAACAGCUAGUGGAAGGUGGCCGGAUGGUAUAUUCUACGUGUUCACUGAAUCCCAUUGAAGAUGAAGCAGUCAUAGCAUCUUUACUAGAAAAAAGUGAAGGUGCUUUGGAGCUUGCUGAUGUGUCUUCUGAAUUGCCAGGACUGAAAUGGAUGCCUGGACUCACACAAUGGAAGGUAAUGACGAAAGAUGGGCAGUGGUUUGCGGAAUGGGAGGAGGUUCCUCACAGCAGACAUACCCAGAUUCGGCCAACCAUGUUCCCACCAAAGGACCCAGAGAAGUUGCAGGCGAUGCAUCUAGAGCGGUGUCUUAGAAUAUUACCACAUCAUCAAAAUACUGGAGGGUUCUUUGUGGCAGUAUUAGUGAAAAAGUCUUCAAUGCCAUGGAAUAAACGUCCACCAAAGCUGCAGGGGGAGUCUGCGAAGCCAAGAGACCCUGUGCAGUCCAGCCCUGCAGUUCCCACGGGAGAGAAAGCUGAGGGCCCCUCAGAGCUGGAAAGGAAACUGGACACUGGAAUUGGUGAUGCAGAAAUAAUAGAAAGGACUGAGGAUUUAGAGAAUAAUGGAAAUAAGAAAGAUGGCGUGUGUGGUCCCCCUCCAUCGAAGAAAAUGAAGUUAUUUGGAUUUAAAGAAGAUCCAUUUGUGUUUAUUCCUGAAGAUGACCCAUUAUUUCCACCAAUCCAGAAAUUUUAUGCUUUAGAUCCUUCAUUCCCAAGGAUGAAUUUGUUAACUCGAACUACAGAAGGGAAGAAGAGACAACUCUACAUGGUUUCCAAAGAACUGAGAAACGUGCUGCUGAACAAUAGUGAGAGGAUGAAGGUUAUUAAUACCGGGAUAAAAGUCUGGUGUCGAAAUAGCAGUGGAGAAGAGUUUGAUUGUGCUUUCCGGUUAGCACAGGAGGGAAUCUAUACAUUGUAUCCAUUUAUUAAUUCAAGAAUUAUCACUGUAUCAUUGGAAGAUGUUAAAAUUCUAUUAACCCAGGAAAAUCCAUUUCUUAGAAAACUUAGCAGUGAGGCAUACAUCCAAGCCAAGGACCUGGUCAAGGGGAGCGUCGUCUUGAAGUACGAGCCUGAUCCUACGAAACCAGAUACCCUGCAGUGUCCCAUUGUGUUGUGUGGAUGGCGGGGAAAGACAUCAAUUCGAACUUUUGUGCCCAAGAAUGAAAGGCUGCAUUAUCUCAGGAUGAUGGGGCUGGAGGUGUUGGCAGAAAAGAGAAAAGAGGGGACUGCUCUGACGGACGAGAGUGCAGCCAGCUCUGGACCUCUUGAAGAUGAGGAGGUGAGUGCCGACCAGAAAACAGAACAGACUGCCAGUCCAGACGCCACCAGCACAGGCAGUGACUCAGUCGGGGGGGCCACUGUGCCCCGGUGA
This is a messenger RNA of Pipistrellus nathusii (Nathusius's pipistrelle), 2301 nucleotides long. Lineage: Eukaryota; Metazoa; Chordata; Mammalia; Chiroptera; Vespertilionidae. The record is from the annotation of a GenBank genome assembly.